AUCCCCCGGAAACGGCGCCGUUUCCCCUUCGCACGACCUCACGUCCUCCCGCGCUUCCGUCUCCGGGACGCGCAGGCUCCCGCUGCUGCCGCCUCCGCCGCCGCUGCUCGGAGGCGCCCGCCGGGCGGUGUCAUGAUGAGGAGCUUCUCAGAAACAGAAGUGGAUGAUGAGUGGAUAUGAAGAAAUCAUACAUUUAAGAAGUUGGCUCAAGUUUCCGUUACAGGCAUGGAAAGUUUCUGAGACCAAGCCAUGCAAGAAGAACACGAGUAAAGAAGAGGGUCAUGUAGACCCAGACUUUCUAGAAGGGAUUGCAGGAUUUGAGAGGAUGCUGCACAAAUGUCACAUAGUUUUCUUGCUUAUUCAUUUACCUGCACCCCUGAACUGUAAUGCUUUGCUUGCAUGUCUGUUUGGAAGUUGAAAAAUCCCCUCACAUCUGUGUCUUUAAUAUAAUCAUGGCUUCAAGCUUGUUUUAGGAAGAGCAGAACAUUGCUGUAGUUUUUAUUUGUGGAUGAGAUAGCUGCUGCUUUGUAUUUGAAAUCAAUUUGGGUCUUUUUUGUUGAAGCAUACAUUGAAUAUGGAAAAGCUCAGACCAUUACAAAAUAGGAAGUUAGGGGUUUUGCUUACGUUUAAUAAACAGCCUUUGCAUAGAAAGUAUGAUGACAGGUGCAUAGGUAAAAGAAAAAAAUAUAAUGCUAGCCCUCUAAUUUGAGUAACCUUUUAAUGUAUUGUUCUUACCAUGUCCUUAGAUGUCAGAAUCAAAUAUUAAUCAAUUUUAUCUUUUCUAUCUGACUGUUGGUCAGAAAAAUGUUCUAGAUAAAAUGUCCUACCAGGGUUGUGGGGUUAUAAAUGCAGAUUACUUAGUAUUGAGUUAGGAGAGAGGUUUUUUGGAGAGAGAGUUUUUUGAACAUCUUGGCUGUUCUGUGAAGUAUCUCAAAGGAAAUACUAACCAUGCAGUCCAACAACUUAAUGAUGCUGUGAAUAGACUUGAUUAUAGACAGAACAUCGCAGUCCUACUGGUUUGGAAGCAAAAUAUGGAAUGUGUUUCACUGCUGACCGAAGGCAGCCAAAUGAACAGUAUUUAUAGUAGUUUGAAAAUCAGCAGUUAGCAGUUUCUUCACAUUCUAACACUACCCAGCACUUUCCAGAGAGAACUCAUUGUUUACAAGAAAUCUGCUUUCCAAAUCCAUUGCGGUGCCCUCCAGCUUUGACUAUUAACUAUUUGCAAAGGGGAAUCUGAUCUACAGUUUGGGAAAAGAUGGCAAUGGAUGAGUACCUGUGGAUGGUCAUUGUGGGUUUUAUCAUUGCUUUUAUUUUAGCUUUUUCGGUUGGUGCGAAUGAUGUUGCAAAUUCUUUUGGAACGGCUGUGGGCUCUGGUGUUGUUACUUUACGCCAGGCUUGCAUUUUGGCUUCGGUUUUUGAAACCACUGGCUCAGUACUGCUGGGAGCAAAAGUAGGAGAAACAAUUCGGAAAGGUAUCAUUGAUGUUAACCUGUACAACAACACUGUCCCACUGCUGAUGGCAGGAGAAGUGAGUGCAAUGGUUGGUUCUGCUGUUUGGCAGCUAAUUGCAUCGUUCUUGAAACUCCCAAUAUCAGGCACCCAUUGCAUUGUAGGUGCUACAAUUGGAUUUUCUCUGGUGGCAAUUGGCAUGCAGGGUGUCAGGUGGAUUCAGCUUGUCAAGAUUGUUGCCUCUUGGUUUAUUUCUCCACUGUUAUCUGGUUUGAUGUCUGGAAUCCUCUUUGUGCUGAUCAGAUUUUUCAUUUUAAACAAGGAAGACCCUGUGCCCAAUGGUCUCCGUGCACUCCCGGUGUUUUAUGCUGCUACCAUAGCUAUUAACGUGUUUUCCAUCAUGUACACCGGGGCACCAGUACUGGGACUGAUAUUGCCGAUGUGGGCCAUUGCUCUAAUAUCAGUUGGUGUGUCCUUAGUAUUUGCUGUCUUAGUCUGGAUUUUUGUGUGUCCCUGGAUGAAGAGAAAAAUAGAAAGCCAGUUAAAGAAAGAUGCUGCACUGUCAAGGAUAUCAGAUGAAAGUCUUGAUAAAAUUCAGGAUGAAGAAACACCAGUCUUUAAAGAGCUUCCUGGUGCCAAAGCAUCUGAUGAGAGCACGAUUCCCCUUACUGGCUCAGUAACAGAAGCUGCUGGGGCAUCAGAUAAUAUUGCAAAUGGAAACCAUCCAUGUGUACCAUACGGAAGGGCAUUUUCGGUGACGCACACCUCGGUGAAAUCACCUGUUUCCAAUGGCACCUUCAGCUUCGAUGGCCACGUGAGGAGCGAUGGCCACAUUUAUCACACUGUGCACAAGGACUCAGGUUUAUACAAAGACUUGCUCCACAAAAUACACCUGGACAGGGCCAACGAUGAGAGGCCCACUGCAGAAAACAACUACAAACUCUUACGGCGCAACAACAGCUACACUUGUUACACUGCUGCUAUUUGUGGCAUGCCUGUGCAUUCCUCCUUUAAGGCAGUGGAUACAUCUACACCAGAAGACAGUGAGAAGCUGGUAGGAGACACUGUUUCUUACUCCAAGAAGCGAGUCCGCUACGACAGCUACUCCAGCUAUUGCAACGCAGUGGCUGAGGCAGAGAUUGAGGUGGAGGAAGGUGGGGUGGAAAUGAAGUUGACCUCUGAACUCGCAGAUCCUAACCGGCCUCCCGUUGAUCCUGUGGAAGAGGAUAAGGAAGAGAAAGACACCUCUCAGGUCCAUCUACUUUUCCACUUCCUCCAGAUCUUAACAGCCUGCUUUGGAUCUUUUGCCCAUGGUGGCAAUGAUGUCAGCAAUGCCAUUGGUCCCCUCGUUGCGCUCUGGCUUAUCUAUGAGCAAAGUGCUGUAAUGCAGGAAGCAUCGACUCCCAUCUGGCUGCUGUUCUAUGGAGGUGUUGGGAUCUGUGUGGGUCUCUGGGUCUGGGGAAGAAGAGUUAUCCAGACUAUGGGUAAAGACCUCACUCCAAUCACACCAUCAAGUGGAUUCACUAUUGAGUUGGCUUCGGCGUUCACAGUUGUGGUAGCUUCCAAUGUUGGACUUCCUGUCAGUACUACACACUGCAAGGUUGGCUCCGUGGUGGCCAUUGGCUGGAUCCGCUCCAAGAAAGCCGUUGACUGGCGCCUUUUCCGCAACAUCUUCCUGGCGUGGUUUGUGACUGUGCCAGUGGCUGGCUUGUUCAGCGCUGGGGUGAUGGCACUGCUGAUGUACGGGAUCCUGCCUUACAUUUGAGGAGCUUCCUCUGCCAGCAAAAAGGGGAAAUGGCCAAGCUACUACCAAUGGGAGAAGUGUUCCUGUGAAGGAGGCAGUCAGAGAGAAGCCAUCUUCCAUACCUCUUAUCUACUGUACAUAACAAUGUGUCAUAUUGGUGACAUGGUGAUGUGGUGCCAUUUCUUAUAUAUUAAAGAAAUAUAUAUGCAUAUAGUAGGCAACAAUACCUAAGUUAUAUAAUCAGUGGGGUGAAAAUAAUUGCCUAGAACUUAAUAUUUAGUAAAAUUUGUACAUAGUGUAUCAUUUUGGUGGCUAUUUUUUAAUCUUUUGAAGAAGAGUAUGGAUUAGGAAAUGUUUCUUGUCCAUUUGAUAUAAGAAGAAGUGAGGUUCAGGACUGCAUAAUACAUGAAUUUUUUAAAGCUAUUAAGAUACUGGAACAAAAUAAAAUGUGCAGAAGUGCUUUUCAUAAAAUAACUUUGUUCAUAUCAUACUGAUUUUUGUGUAUCAUAGCAUGAUGGUUAUGGCUGUGUAAAUACUUAUGAACAGUAACUUUUAAAUGGUGCAUUUCCCUUAUAUAUUUUGGAUAAGAAAGUUUAGGACGUACCAAAGAAGCAGGGGAAUAGCUUGCCUAUAUUAUGUUGUCUCCAUAUAUGUUGUGUUUUCCCACCUCUGAUUCAACAUUGUUUUCAUCAAGCUCCAGCCAGUGAGGCUGGGAUAGUACUGUUCAUGUCUUAAUGUAACUUUAAGAAAAAAAGUGCACACAAAAAUUUAGUUCUCGUGACGUAGUAGGCAGCCCAUGGCUCUCCACAUUAGCUGAUAGUAGACUGACUUCAUUUUGUGGGUUGAUACUUGAGUAUCUCACUGCUCACCUUCUACCUUUCCCCUCCAAGUCUCAGCUCCCGGUUGCCCUGCUCUCGAUUCCUGUGGGAGGACAGACCAUCAGCCUCCCCUCCUUUUCUCCCUCCAGACACAAGCACACACUCUCAGGUACAGGAGUGGGGCUGUGGGGCGCACGGCACCCCCACAUACAGAAGUGAAGGGCAACAGCGGGCGGGAAAGGGCUCAGCCCUGGAUUUGUGCUUGGAGGUAAUGGGCGCCCACGGGAGCGCUGAUCCAUGCAGGGGAGGACGUGAGCAGGUGCUGCCUACCCCCUGGCAAGUCCCAUCCCAGCCACAGCCAGCCAGCCUUCUGCUGUACUGCCUACAGCAAGGAGGGGAUGGGAGCUUGGCCCUGUGUGGAUGCAGGUUGAAUGGUAAACAGCAUUUGGGAUGAGAUUUUUUUCACGGCAGCUCAGGGGAAAAUGGCCAGCUCUACAUCCCCUGCAUGCCUCUGGAAAGCACAUUUGAGUGAAGGUUACUGAUUUGUGGGUGGGAGGCAAAGGGCAAGGGGUGCCUAGAGGACGUUGGGAAUUGUUACCGUUUAAAUGCUGCUAAAAUUUUGAUAAAAUAUUCUUGGUACUCCAUUGUGAUUUUUCCAUUGGUCAUUCAUACCAAAUUUAUAAUAAAAAGAUAAACAGCCCCUCUA
Prinia subflava (tawny-flanked prinia) is the source of this 4717-nucleotide messenger RNA. RefSeq names its product sodium-dependent phosphate transporter 2-like. The record is from RefSeq and is a predicted model, not a curated record. Gene Ontology annotation, cellular component: membrane. NCBI's taxonomy places the organism in Eukaryota, Metazoa, Chordata, Aves, Passeriformes, Cisticolidae. The transcript is spliced from 12 exons. The coding region runs from base 1256 to 3214 and encodes 652 amino acids. Gene Ontology annotation, molecular function: phosphate transmembrane transporter activity. Gene Ontology annotation, biological process: phosphate ion transmembrane transport.